This is a messenger RNA of Biomphalaria glabrata, 1964 nucleotides long. RefSeq names its product sodium- and chloride-dependent glycine transporter 1-like. Gene Ontology annotation, molecular function: L-amino acid transmembrane transporter activity. Bases 175 to 1929 code for a protein of 584 amino acids. The record is from RefSeq and is a predicted model, not a curated record. NCBI's taxonomy places the organism in Eukaryota, Metazoa, Mollusca, Gastropoda, Planorbidae. Gene Ontology annotation, biological process: sodium ion transmembrane transport. The transcript is spliced from 16 exons. Gene Ontology annotation, cellular component: membrane.
CUUACUUUAGGUCAUCUUCGAGAAUACAUAUUCAGAUGUCAGUCAAAGCAAACAAAACAUCGCAAAGAAAUUGAAUUAUAUUUAUUAAAUGUUAUGAUGUUUUAAUUGUGUAAAUAUACAGCGUUGUGGACUUGGUUUUAUACAUUGAAUAUUGACCUACAUUCGUUGUUGAGUAUGGAUGCAACGUUCUGUUUCAUUCUUGAUAUUAUGAUACAGCAGACGAUGUCGAAGUCUAGAGGUUCAUGGGGUUCUUGGUUUGAGUUUUUGUUUUCGGCCUUGGGCUCGAUGGUUGGUCUUGGCAAUAUUUGGAGAUUCCCCUACGUGUGUUACAGAAAUGGAGGAGGUGCUUUCCUUAUUCCCUUUUUCGUGGCCAUGGUCGUCUGCGGUUGUCCUCUCCUGUUCCUGGAAAUGCUUUACUGUCAGUACUCCAACCUGGGUCCCGGCAAAGUUUGGAUUAUCUGCCCAUUGUUUAAAGGGAUUGGCUGCGGAAUGAUGGUCAUAACCUUCGUAGUGUCCGUCUACUAUACUAUGAUCAUGGGCUGGACUUUGUACUAUUUGACAAUGUCGUUCAGUUCAAAGCUGCCAUGGGUAGAACACAGUACCAUCAACAGCACACACAGCAGAGCAGAUGUCGGAGCAGAUCUGAACACGUCAACCCUGUCAUUUAACGUUAGCAAAAGUUUUGUGUCUGCAGAAGAGACAUAUUGGUUCCAAAACGUAUUGCAAGUGUCGCCAGGUAUAAACACACUUGGGAAGAUCUCCUGGCCACUUCUGAUUUGCCUGUUUGUUUCCUGGCUUCUUGUUUUCUUGUGUCUCUUUAAGGGAAUUAAAAGUAUGGGCAAGGUUGUGUACGUGGCUGCGACCUUGCCUUACGUUUUACUGACUAUCUUGCUGAUUCGUGGCUGUCUGAUGCCUGGUUCUGGCAAUGGUUUGUACUAUUACAUGGUGCCCUCUUGGGAUAAACUCUUGAAUUUUGAGGUUUGGCGAAGUGCUGCCACCCAAGUGUUUUUCUCUAUUGGCCUUGGAUUUGGUCUGAUUUCUACAUUGGCCAGCUACAACAAGUUUCAUAACAACUGCUACAGAGAUGCGCUGAUCCUGCCUGUCCUGGACUGUGUCACCAGUGUGUAUGCUGGAUUCGUUAUAUUUGCAUAUCUCGGCACCAUGGCUCACAACUUAAAUGUUGAUGUUGAUAAAGUUGUUGAUGAAGGUCCAGGUUUAGUUUUCAUUGCCUACCCAAGUGCCCUGUCUACUCUUCCACUUCCACAGCUGUGGUCAGUUUUGUUUUUUCUGAUGCUGUUUUGUGUCGGUCUGGACAGUCAGUUUAUGCAUGUUCAAGGGGUGACAACUGCAUUACUGGAUUGUUUUCCUAGUGUGUUCAAGUCCAGGCAAACCAGAUUGACCUUAGGUUUGUGUCUCGUCAGUUUUCUGCUCGGGAUACCAUUAUGUACACAGGGUGGUUCUUAUAUCCUAAAUCUACUCGACUGGUACAUCGCAAGUUUCUCUGUUAUGUUGAUUGUCGUUAUUGAAGUCCUGGUGCUGGCAUGGAUCUAUGGUACUGAAUGUCUGUAUGAUGAUCUUCAAGCAAUGCUGGGUUAUCGACCUUGUAAAGUGUGGGUGUACUUCUGGAAAUAUUUAACACCUGCAUUUGUUCUCACUCUUUGGACUGCCGGUAUUGUCGGAUUCAAAACGAUAGGAUCUGUCUAUCCUGGAUAUGCCAGUUGGGCUGAUGGUAUCGGCAUCUUUGUAGCAGUGCUUCCGAUACUUCCCAUACCUCUCAAAAUGAUAUGGACUCUAGCGAAACUGGAAGGUAGCUUUCAACAGAGGUUAAAACAGUCAAUACGACCUUCACCUUCAUGGCAGCCUGCAGUAGAAUUAGAAUUGGAAGAAGACUUUAUGAUAUGUGAGAGCGGGGAACUUUUCAAACAAUAAACAGAAAUAAAUUGUUAUUGUUUUUUUAAAGCUAA